This is a messenger RNA of Anopheles gambiae (African malaria mosquito), 3530 nucleotides long. RefSeq lists its product as uncharacterized. The record is from RefSeq and is a predicted model, not a curated record. Lineage: Eukaryota; Metazoa; Arthropoda; Insecta; Diptera; Culicidae. Bases 612 to 2918 code for a protein of 768 amino acids. The transcript is spliced from 6 exons.
CCGGCCGAUCGCACAGUCGGAUUGCAGCAGUGGCCGAGGAAACAUCGGACAACUGCGUCGUCGUCGUUGAAAGUCUCCCCAGUUUUUUUGUUCUUCCUCCGUUGCAGUGUGUUGCGUUUUCUGAAGCGAACAAACAAGUCUGGAAGCAAGUGCCGCGUAAAGUGUAAGCCGUGUGCGUGUUCAGUGCGUUCCCUACAGAUCGUUGCGUUUGUGAUUGUGCUGCAGUUGUGAUUGUCUGCUUGCUUCGGCGAAAAUCGAACUUAAGCAGGAGAAAAACAGGAAAGCUUGAGCAGCCAAAUUGGAAAACACUCCACACCCGAACUUCCUGCACGGUCACGCUGCAAUUUGUGUGCGCAAAUUGUUUUCCAUCCAGCUUCUCUGCUGCGCCGAAACCGAGAGAAGACGCGAGCCGUGAUUUUGCGCGUUCUGAACGAGCUGCCAGUGUGUGUGUGUGCGCGUGCCUAUCGGGGUGUGUGUGUGCUUUACGAGGGUGGUAUAAAUUAGGGGCAAAUAAAUAUACUUCCCCCGUCUUGCUGUUGGAUUCAAUCUCCAAUUGCCAACGCCGACCAGUAGAGAAAGGAAGUCUGCUUUUGCACCCAAACGCAUUCAUCAUGAAGCUUCUAUUAGCGGUGUUAACUUUCGCGACGUCCCUGCUUAGCAUACAAUGCCGACCACAGGCGAUACACUUCUUCCCCUAUCGACCGGCAGAGCUUCAUACUCCGGCAGCACCAUACUCAUACCCUGCACCAGCCUUUCCAUUUACCGGUCGGCACUACAGUCUAGUGCCGGUGUCGGUGCCUUUUCCAGCUGGAGCAAACACACCGGUACCGGUAGAGACCGCACAGGGUACGCUACCGAUUGUUCCGAUAAAUGAUCGAACUUCGGAAAAAUUAGUGCCUAAACCAGCCAUGAAAAAACGGACACGAAAACCGGCCACGAAAAGCAAACCCAAGCGGGUGAUGAAUGCUCCGCUUCUGCAGGCCUUCCAGCAGCAAGAUGGACAGGUUAAGGUACAGCAGUAUGCUUUAGCCGAAGCUCCGGAACAGACUUUCAAAGCCAUUCCAAAACCAUCACCAGCACCGGAGAAGAUCCAAGCGUCAGAAGGGCAGCGGUUAAGCCCGGCACAAACCACCAACCCAGUGGUAGUGAUGGCUACCGGGUCCACGACGGCCGACGCUCCAGUGAUUGGGCGCGUCCCAGUAGCGCCGACCGUCCAGGAGUACUACCCGUUCUAUGGCGUUCCGAUGACGGAUAAUCACGAGGAGGCGUCGCUCAUACUGGAACCGUCGUCGAAAGCGAUCUCGGGCAAUGGUGGCACCGCCAUCUCGACGCCCGUCUCCCAUGCCAUCCUGAAGCAGGGCAGCCGGGCGAAGAUCCUGUUCCGGCCGCAGUCAGUCGCGAUAGUCGGCGCGAACGGGCGGGCCCACGCGCAAGCCGAUCUGAUUGUCGACUAUGUGAAUCCCGAACAUCGAACGGCUACCGAUGUGCUGAAGCUCCCAUUCUACGGUGGAGCUCGUGGGCAGAUCCUGGAGAUCCGCAAAAACAGUGACGGUACGGUAGUGAGCAAGAUCCUGCGAGGAGAUGAUGAGGACGUCGAGCUGAAGGUGCAACAGGUGGCCGACGAGGGAGCUAAGCAGUCGAACGAGCAGGCGCUCGAUGCUAGCGAUGAGGACCUCAAGGCAACAGAUCAAUCGUUCGGGGAUUAUCUGCUGAAGAUACAGAAUGCCGCUGCCUCGCUCGUAUCACUACAGGAGACGGUGAAGAAGACGGGCAAGCUGUCACCGGACCAGCGCAAGGUGUACACGGACAAUCUGGAGAAGCUUGGCGUUGCUGCGCAGAAGUUGGCACACAUUCAGCAGGCAGAUGAUGACCAGGAUGCAAUACGGUUCCUGUUCGAUUUAUCUGCUUUGACAGCUAACUACGAGACCGCACCGUCGGGCGAGCCGCAGAAGAAGAAGGUCUCCAGCAGCAAGAUCACAUCGUUCCCCGGGUACAAGGGCAAGGAGGAGAACAAGAAGAAGGAGGAGGAGGAGAACGUUGGCGAGGACAGCUCCAGUGGUGAUUCCGUGCAGGUUGAGACACAGGAGAAGGAGAGCUCCAUUGCCGAGGCUAAGCCUGUUGGUCUUGCGAUCGCUGGUGAAGGUGGUGUAGCAUCAUCGAAACCCGUAGCCACUGCCGUUGUCGGUGAUGGUGGACUGGCUGUGGCACGCCCGGUAGCAACGGCAAUCGCUGGCAUCAAACCGAGCGAACUCGGCAGCUUGGGUCUUCCAAUCUCGGUCAACAAGAAGGUGCUUACCAAGGGCAAAUAUGGACUGGUUGCUGCUGGGGAUGAGACCUCCGGAGGUGUCCUCGUAGGUCCCGACUUUGAGGCUCGUGUUGCACCGAAAGAAAUCGAAGCAGAGCUGGAGGACAAUCGCCAACAGGCGAUGGCUAACUUCGACACGGAGAAAUUCUUGGCCAAUCUGCGACUGAAGACGGCCCCAGCGCCUACUCCAAUCCCAAGUGCACCCCAAUCGCUAGGCUCCUAUCAACCGGCUACGUACCUGCAGCAGACAGCCCCGUACAUGUCCGACUACAACCAGCUGGGACAGGGCGCCUAUCCCGUGUACACGCCGACCAUCAUUCCGUUCUACAACAGCUGGGCCCCGAACUACUACCCGUACAUGAACACGCUGAGCGCUUACCAGCUGGCAGCACUGCAAUCCGCCCAGUACAACCAGUACCCGUACCUGUACGGUGCGUACCAGCAGCCGCAGCUGCAGCAGAGCCUCGCCCAGAGCCCGUUUCAGCAGUUUGACUAUCCCCAGCGCGCCCUGUACAAUCCGGCACCCGUGGUCAAUGCGGCCACUGCCUAUCCGAACUAUAACAAUUACGCAUCCUUCAGCAGCCCGUCGCCAUACCGAUUUUUCUACUAUUAGUCUGCUGAUUGGUACCGGCCCGCACGAUCGCUUCCUGCUGAACAUCGUCUCGAACGGGCCGGCCACCACCGACGACUGAGUGCAUCGUGUCUCGGGCACGUUCAUCUCAACUUCACGCGGUCUGGUGAAGAAACUCAAACUCCAUUUUUAGUACUACAGUUGGCCAACGAUAUUUUGUAGGUCUUCCGAUUGGCAGCCGAGCUCGACUCCCGUCCAUGGUUGCAUACACCCCCUCACGGCUAAUCCUAAGACUUACGAGACUGAACAACUACAACGAAUUAGAUUGGUGUUAGGUGUAAGGGCAAAAACAAAACGAAACGACCUCUGAAUGGAUGAUGGUACACGGGCAACGAACCCCCCGGUCCGAAAACCUGCGGAGCUUGAUGGCCAUACCGGGGGAGUGCACGGAUCCGGUUUGGUUCGGUUUUGCUGUGUGCCAUCACGUCCGUCGUUCGAAAGUGUCGCAAACAAACUUACGGUAGCGUGCGGGAUGGGUGGCCCAUACCCGAUCUGAUAAGUGCAUUUCUUCUAGCGCGUAAGAGUACGAAAUAAAGAAACGAACGGAAUAGCUUCCAUUAGUGAUGUAGGUGGAUAACUAUAAAAAAUGAUACG